This is a messenger RNA of Rhodamnia argentea, 2184 nucleotides long. Its product is annotated as hexokinase-2, chloroplastic. The transcript is spliced from 9 exons. Bases 468 to 1967 code for a protein of 499 amino acids. Gene Ontology annotation, cellular component: mitochondrion; cytosol. The record is from RefSeq and is a predicted model, not a curated record. Gene Ontology annotation, biological process: glycolytic process; glucose 6-phosphate metabolic process; intracellular glucose homeostasis. Lineage: Eukaryota; Viridiplantae; Streptophyta; Magnoliopsida; Myrtales; Myrtaceae. Gene Ontology annotation, molecular function: ATP binding; fructokinase activity; mannokinase activity.
CAGAGAUGAGAUUGCCCCCGUCCACAUCCAGACAUCAUCGUCUCCUCCGCCCCCUUCCUCUCCCCAAACCUUGUCCUGAUCCUAAACCCACCCUCCUUCCUAAUUUUCAAGAAAGAGAAGACAACCCAGAAUUUCGUUUUCAUACUUCGUUUCGUAUUUGUUUAUUUCGGCAGAGAGCUCAUCUGAAACUGUCAGGUAACGAACGACCGGUUUGGUUGUUAGCUACUCAUCGGACUGUACAAAAGGUUCAACCUUUGCGGCCCCCCUCCCUUAUAAACAAGAAGAUCGUGUAAUGAUUUAUGGUUUUGGCAACUAAUCUUGCAGCCUAAUUCUCACCAAAAGAAAUAAAGGAGACGGAGCCCUCCUCUGUCUCUCUUUCUCUCUAACGUAACAUCGGUCCUUCAGUGUCGCUGCCUUGUUCUUGUCCCGACUCUUUCCUCCUUUCUGCAUAGAUCUUGCCGCAGGCAAUGUUGGUGGCAUCAGCGUCGCCGGCCGUCGGAUCGCCCUGCCUCCGCCGGUCCCCUGGGAGGGGCCGCGGCCGCGGCGGGGCCCGUUUCGGGAUGACCGCCGCCCGAUCCUUGUCCGUCUCUGUGGUUCCCAUCUUGAAGAAGCUGCAGAGGGAGUGCGCCACCCCUCUGCCGGUCCUCCGCCACGUCGCGGACGCCAUGGCGGCCGAUAUGCGCGCGGGGCUUGCCGCCGACGGCGGGAGCGAUCUCAAGAUGAUUCUCAGUUACGUUGACAGCUUGCCCAGGGGGAAUGAGAAGGGGUUGUUUUAUGCUCUGGAUCUCGGGGGGACAAACUUCCGGGUGUUGAGAGUUCAGUUAGGUGGGGAGGAAGACCGUGUAGUUGCCACUGAAUUUGACCAAGUGACCAUCCCUCAAGAGCUCAUGUUUGGCACCUCGGAGAAACUCUUCGACUUCAUUGCUUCCGGUCUCGGGAAGUUCUCAAACAAGGAGGGUGGAAAAUUUCACUUGCCGCCUGGGAGAAAGAGGGAGAUAGGGUUCACAUUUUCCUUCCCCGUGAAGCAGAUUUCAAUAGACUCUGGCAUACUAAUCAAAUGGACGAAGGGGUUUGCAGUCUCGGGCACGGCUGGGAAAGAUGUCGUUGCAUGCUUGAAUGAAGCAAUGGAGAGACGAGGAUUAGAUAUGCGUGUCUCUGCCCUGGUGAAUGAUACGGUUGCAACAUUAGCUGGAGCCAGGUAUUGGGACAAUGAUGUUAUGGUUGCUGUUAUUUUGGGUACCGGUACCAACGCUUGCUAUGUGGAAAGGACAGAUGCUAUUCCCAAGCUAGAUGGCCAUGUUUCUACUUCUGGGCGAACAAUUAUCAACACUGAAUGGGGAGCAUUCUCGAAUGGCCUUCCUUUGACCGAGUUUGAUAGAGAAAUGGACGCAGCGAGUAUUAACCCCGGUGAGCAGAUAUAUGAGAAGACAAUAUCUGGAAUGUAUCUCGGUGAAAUUGUGAGGCGAGCUCUAGUGAAGAUGGCUGUAGAAGGUGCUCUGUUUGGAAAAUCUAUACCGCAUAAACUAUUGACUCCUUUUCUUCUCAGGACACCGGAUCUAUGCGCAAUGCAGAAAGACGAGUCCGAUGAUCUGCAGAAAGUGGGGUCGGUCCUAUAUGAUGUAGCCGGAGUGGAGUCCAACCUCGGUGCGAGGAAAGUCGUUGUGGAAGUCUGCGACACCAUCACCAAGCGAGGCGGCCGGUUAGCUGGCGCGGGAAUCGUGGGAAUCCUGCAGAAGAUGGAAGAGGACUCGAAGGGUCUCAUAUUCGGGAAGAGGACGGUCGUGGCCAUGGACGGAGGGUUGUACGAGAAGUAUUCCCAAUACAGGGGAUACAUGCACGGCGCCGUCACGGAGCUUCUGGGGACCGAGCUAUCGAGAAACUUGGUGAUAGAACAUUCAAAGGACGGGUCGGGCAUCGGAGCUGCUCUCUUGGCUGCUGCAAACUCAAAUUACGAGCACGACUUCUAGAGUCAGACGGCCCGAUCGCUUCGACGUGUCAUUGCAGCAUUUUUGUUCUUUCAUGUUUGAUUGAGAUUUGGUACAUGGAAUUUUUGGUAGGUCGAAUGCCUGGACGAAGAAUAAUAACAAUGGAUGGAAUAAGAGAAACUGAACUUAGAAAGAGACUGUUUCAGUAGAGGAUUGUGUAAUAUAAUGCAGAGGCAAGAAGCACUGCUUUUCAGAUUCA